Molecule: messenger RNA, 2217 nt
Organism: Drosophila subpulchrella
Lineage: Eukaryota; Metazoa; Arthropoda; Insecta; Diptera; Drosophilidae
Product: dentin sialophosphoprotein-like
Exons: 2
Coding region: 286-2091 (601 amino acids)
Source: RefSeq, a predicted model, not a curated record
AGAAGACCUUAUUGUGUAUUCAAAAAUUUAUAUUAUUUUUCUUUUAUUUAAAAAAUUUUUUUUAGCUGACUAAACUUGUAACAAAAAAAAUAAUUAAGAAGGCGAAUUUUCGUAUUCAUUUAUAUUCCACAUUUGAGACUUCUUUGUUUGUCGGUUCCGUUUAGUUUUACUGCUCUAUCCGAGUGCGCGUCUAUUGUGGUUUAGCUGCUAAAUACCUGAAUUCCAAGCCUAAAUCGCGUGUGAAACGAACUUAGAGCUACGAAAUACUCCAGUCGCGGACGCAAGAUGCCGGCUCCUCAGGAAGCAGCUGUUUUGAACAAAACAGAAACUGCGUCUAAACCCAAAUCCCGCGGAGGGAUGAGCGAGAAAUCUAUAGAGGAUCAGCGUGCCCAUGACCGUGUGCCUGUAAGUCGGAAGCGAGCGCACCGCUCUACUUCCGCAGGAGCAUCGUCACCCAAGAUCCCAUCAAGUUAUUCUCCAUCAAGUUAUUUUUCAUCAAGUGAUUCUUUAUCAAGAGAUUCUUCGUCAAGUGAUUUUUUGUACCUUGAUUUUUUGUCAAGAGAUUCUUCAUCAAGAGAUUCUUCCUCAAGAGAUUCUUCAUCAAGAGAUUCUUCACCAAGAGACUCUUUAUUAAGAGAUUCUUUAUCAAGAGAUUCUUUAUCAAGAGAUUCUUUAUCAAGAGAUUCUUUAUCAAGAGAUUCUUCAUCAAGUGAUUCUCCAUCAAGGGAUUCUUCAAAUGAUUCUUCAUCAAGUGAUUUUCAAUCAAGUGAUCAUCCUUCAAGUGAUUCUUCUAUAAAGCGUGAGCGUGCUUUUGACCGUGUGCUAUCAAAAAUCAAGAAGCGUCUACGUCGAAAGCGAGCGCACCGCUUUUCUUCCGCAGCAGCAUCCUCAUCCAAGAUCCCAUCAAGUUAUUCUCCAAUUUAUUCUCCAUCAAGUUCUCCAAGUUAUUAUCCACUUCAUUCUCCAUCAAGUGAUUUUUCAUCAAGUGAUUCUUUAUCAAGUGAUUCUUUAUCAAGUGAUUCUUUAUCAAGUGAUUCUAUAUCAAGAUAUUCUUUAUCAAGAGAUACUUUUUCAAGAGAUACUUUUUCAAGAGAUUCAUUAUCAAGAGAUAUUUUAUCAAGAGAUUCUUCAUCAAGGGAUUCUUUAUCAAGGGAUUCUUUAUUAAGGGAUUCUUCAUCAAGGGAUUCUUUAUUAAGGGAUUCUUCAUCAAAUGAUUCUCCAUCAAGGGAUUCUUCAAAUGAUUCUUCAAGUGAUUCUCAAUCAAGUGAUCAUCCUUCAAGUGUGCUAAGUCGAAAGCGAGCGCACAGCUCAACUUCCGCAGCAGCAUCCUCAUCCAAGAUCCCAUCAAGUUAUUCUCCAUCAAGUUCUCCAAGUUAUUAUCCACUUGAUUCUCCAUCAAGUGAUUUUUCAUCAAGUGAUUCUUUAUCAAGUGAUUCUUCAUCAAGUGAUUCUUUAUCAAGUGAUUUUUUAUCAAGAUAUUCUUUAUCAAGAUAUUCUUUAUCAAGGAAUUCUUUAUCAAGGAAUUCUUUAUUAAGGGAUUCUUCAAAUGAUUCUCCACCAAGUGAUUCUCAAACAAGUAAUCAUCCUUCAAGUGAUUCUUCUAUAAAGCUUAAGCGUGCUUUUGACCGUGUGCUAUCAAAAAUCAAGAAGCGUCUACGUCGAAAGCGAGCGCACCGCUCUACUUCCGCAGCAGCAUCCUCAUCCAAGAUCCCAUCAAGUUAUUAUCCACUUCAUUCUCCAUCAAGUGAUAUUUCAUCAAGUGAUUUUUCAUCAAGUGAUUCUUUAUCAAGUGAUUCUUUAUCAAGUGAUUCUUUAUCUAGUCAUUCUUUAUCAAGUGAUUCUUUAUCAAGAUAUUCUUUAGCAAGAGAUACUUUAUCAAGAGAUUUAUUAUCAAGAGAUUUUUUAUCAAGAGAUUUUUUAUCAAGAGAUUCGUCAUCAAGAGAUUCUUUAUCAAGGGAUUCUUCAAAUGAUUCUCCACCAAGUGAUUCUCCAUUAAGUGAUUUUUCACUUGAUAAUGUACCAAGUUAUUUGACAAGUUCUUCGUCAAAUUAUUUUUCAAGUGAUUCUUCGUCAAGUGAUUCCUUAUCGUGAGUCCCCAUCAAGUGAUCCUCCAUCCCAUAUCCAGCGGGAUAACUAGCUGGCGAGUACAGCCCGGAAACUGCAGCGAGAGAGUCUGCAGAAUAAAGCCAAAUUUUAAAAACUGUAACCAAAUAUUGA